Molecule: messenger RNA, 1026 nt
Organism: Oncorhynchus tshawytscha (Chinook salmon)
Lineage: Eukaryota; Metazoa; Chordata; Actinopteri; Salmoniformes; Salmonidae
Gene: adi1
Product: acireductone dioxygenase 1
Exons: 4
Coding region: 128-670 (180 amino acids)
Molecular function (GO): acireductone dioxygenase [iron(II)-requiring] activity
Source: RefSeq, a predicted model, not a curated record
ACCACACACUCCAGCACAGUAGGUGGCAGAAUGCAACUUUAACGUUUGCGGACCGCCAUUACAUCAUAGAAGAACAAGAAUAAUAAGAAGAUUUAUCUUUGUUUUAACAUUUAUUCAGUGCCAUACCAUGGCGUCGAUUGAGGCUUGGUUUAUGGAUGAUUCUGACGAAGAUCAUAGGAUGCCACAUAAACUAAACCCAAACGAACCCGUGUCUUUGAAGGAGUUAGAAAAUAUUGGGGUUUUCUACUGGAAGUUAGAUGCUGAUAUUUAUGAAACAGACCCUGUGCUGGAAAAGAUCCGUAAAGACAGAGGCUACUCCUACUCCGACAUCAUCACUAUCGACAAGGACAAACUACCUAACUACGAGGACAAGCUGAAGAUGUUUUUUGAGGAGCACCUUCACCUGGAUGAUGAGAUCCGCUACAUCCUGGAUGGCAGGGCCUACUUUGAUGUGAGGGACAGAGAGGACCGCUGGAUCCGCAUCGCCAUGACCAAGGGAGACCUGAUCACUCUGCCUGCAGGCAUCUACCACAGAUUCACUCUGACUGAGACCAACUACACUCAAGCCAUGAGACUGUUCGUGGGGGAGCCUGUAUGGAAGGCCUACAAUCGUCCAGCAGAUGAGUUUGAUAUUCGCCAGAAGUAUGUGAGCGCUCUCCAAUGUGCUUAAGACGAGCAACAGGUGGUACUGAAUGGAUGCAGUGUCCAUAGAAUUACACGAUUUCUAUGACCAACCAAUCUUCUAGGAACCAAUUUAGUGGAGUUGGAUAAUCAAAGACUCAUCUCAUGACAAAGGCUUUUGUAUUAUCAGGUAUUUCAAAUCGUGCAGUGCCUACAUUGUAAGCAAUUAUACUAAUUAAAACACCACUUUCUAUGAUUUUGUCUGUUGUAUUGCACCACUCAAGGUCACAUUCUAUUUUUGUAACACUAAGUCUGUGAGAAUUAAGUCUAGUAAGCUGUUUGUUACCUACGGUGAGCUAAAAUGCCAGUAAGCUAUCACAUUAAAAAAAAAUCACUCUUCAAUCA